AUCGCCAACGGGAAAAUACAUUUAACUCCCGUGAUGUUGGCAUUUUACGGCGUGUGAGCUUCGAGUCUGAGUUAUUCUGACUUUGUUUUUGUUUCUCUGGGUUUCCAGGUCAACACGUCCUUCUCAGCCUCAAACCGGGGGGCAGCGGAGACGCGAGAGCGCUGACCCCCGGCCGCCCUCCUCCCGGAUGAGCAAUGGACAGGCUGCUAAGCCUCAGAGGGGUGAUCUUCCCUCUAGUGUCCUUCCUGUUAAAUUUCGCCACCGCCGUUGAAAUACCCCUUUCAGUUCAACAGGUUCCAACAAUCACAAAGCAGUCGAAGGUACAAGUCGCCUUUCCCUUCGAUGAAUAUUUUCAAAUCGAAUGUGAAGCUAAAGGCAAUCCGGAGCCAAAAUUUACAUGGACUAAAGAUGGCAAGCCCUUCGACCUCUCCGACCCUCGGGUCAUUGUCUCCAACAACUCGGGAACCUUCAGGAUUCCCAACGAGGGGCAGAUAUCUCACUUCCAGGGGAAGUACCGCUGCCUCGCAUCCAAUAAGCUGGGAGUCGCUAUGUCCGAGGAAAUAGACUUUAUAGUUCCCAAUGUUCCAAAGUUCCCCAAAGAGAACAUCGAGCCCCUUGAAGUGGAGGAGGGAGACCCCAUUGUCCUGCCCUGCAACCCACCCUCGGGCCUCCCCCCCCUGCACAUCUACUGGAUGAACAUCGAGCUGCAGCACAUCCAGCAAGACGAGAGGGUGCACAUGAGCCAGCAGGGGGACCUGUACUUUGCAAACGUUGAGGAAAACGACAGUCGGAACGACUACUGUUGCUUCGCCGCCUUCCCGAGGUUGAGGACGAUCGUGCAGAAGAUGCCGAUGAAACUGACCGUUAACAGCUUAAAGCAUGCUAAUGACUCGAGUUCACCCACAGAAACCCGUUCCCGGGCAAAUUCCAUCAAGCAGAGAAAACCCAGACUGCUGCUGCCUCCCGCUGCCGAGGGCUCCGAGUCCUCGGUCACCAUCCUCAAAGGGGACACGCUGGUGCUGGAGUGCUUCGCCGAAGGCCUGCCAACUCCACAGGUCGACUGGGAAAAAGUGGGAGGAGAUUUACCCAAAGGCAGAGAAACUGGAGACAGUCACGGGAAGACGCUGACGGUGGAGAGAGUCUCCUACCAGGACGGAGGCCGUUACCGCUGCCGGGCCCACAACUUCCUGGGCUCCGCCGUCCAUGAUUUCCACGUCACGGUAGAAGAGCCCCCUCACUGGACGAAGAAACCCCAGAGUGGCGUGUACAGCACGGGGGCCAGCGGCAUCUUGCUGUGCGAGGCAGAAGGCGAGCCCGAGCCCGCCAUCCGGUGGCGAGUCAAUGGCCUCCCGAUUGAGGAAAACCCAUUUGCCGGGGACGUCAUCUCCCCCGGGGAGGUCAGCUUCACAGACUUGCAGCCCAACCACACAGCCGUGUACCAGUGCGAGGCCUCCAACGUGCACGGGACCAUCCUGGCCAAUGCCAACAUCGAUGUCGUUGAUGUCCGUCCACUGAUACAGACAGAAGAUGAAGAGAGUUAUGCCACUGUGGUUGGGUCCAGUGCUUUCCUGCACUGCGAGUUCUUCGCCUCCCCUGAGCCGAUGGUGUCCUGGCAGAAGGUGGAUGAAGCCAAACCUCUCGAAGGCCCUCGGUACCACGUCCAUGUGAAUGGCACACUGCAGGUCAGCAGGGCCACCGAGGAGGACUCUGGCUCCUACUCCUGCUGGGUGGAAAACUCUAAAGGGAAAUCAGCAGUCACGGCCAGCUUGGAUAUCCGAAAUGCUACAGAAGUUCAGGUUUCCCCUAAGGACCCCCGCGUCCCCCGAUCGCACACCCUGGAGCUGCACUGCGAGAGCAAGUGCGACUCGCAUCUGAAGCAGAGCCUGAGGCUGUCCUGGAGCAAAGGUGGCGACGCCUUCGAGGUCAACGGCACGGAGGACAGCAGGGUGGUCAUUGACGGAUCCCACCUGACCAUCUCCAACGUCACCGCAGAGGACCAAGGCCUCUACUCCUGCUCGGCUCACACUGCUCUCGACAGCGCUGCCGACGGGACCCGCGUGACCGUGCUCGAUGUUCCGGAUCCCCCAGAAAACCUCCGCUUGUCAGAACGACAGAACAGGAGUGUCCGGCUGACGUGGGACGCUGGGGACAACCACAACAGCAACAUCAGUGAGUAUGUCAUAGAGUUUGAAGGAAACAGGGAGGAGCCUGGCAGGUGGGCAGAGCUGACCUCGGUCCACGGCCAGGAGACCACGGUCCUGCUCCCUUUGGUUCCGUACAUGAGAUACCAGUUCAGGGUCAUCGCUGUGAACGAAGUAGGCAGGAGCCACCCCAGCAGGCCGUCCGACCAUCAUGAAACCCCUCCGGCAGCUCCCGACAAGAAUCCACAGAACAUAAGGGUACAGGCCUCUCAGCCCAAGGAAAUGAUUAUAAAGUGGGAGCCUCUGAAAUCCCUGGAGCAGAACGGGCCGGGGCUGGAGUACCGGGUGGCCUGGAAGCCGCAGGGGGCCCUGGGCGAGUGGGAGGAGGAGACCGUCCGUGAGCACAGCCUGCGGGUGAUGACUCCGGCCGUCUACGCGCCCUACGAGGUCCAGGUCCAAGCCGUCAACCACCUGGGCGCCGGCCCCGCGCCUCAGUCCGUGGUCCUGUAUUCCGGAGAAGACUACCCCGAUGCGGCCCCGGUGAUCCAUGGCGUGGACGUGGUGAACAGCACGCUAGCGAAAGUGACCUGGUCCUCCGUGCCCAAGGACCGAGUCCACGGGCGUCUGAAAGGAUACCAGGUGAAUUGGUGGAAGACAGAAAGCCUGUCGGAUGGCAGGACGCAUCCCAAAGAGGUGAACACCCUGCGGUUCCCGGGACAGCGGAACUCGGGCUUGCUGCCCUCGCUGGAGGCCUUCAGCCAGUUCCGCCUGACCGUCCUGGCCUUCAACGCCAAGGGGGCCGGGCCCGAGAGCGAGCCCUACACGUUUCAGACGCCAGAGGGAGUUCCCGAACCGCCGGCUUUCCUCAGGGUGGUCACGGUGGAGAAAGACACGGCCACGCUGUCCUGGGGACUCCCCAAGAAGCUGAAUGGGAACCUGACCGGCUACCUGCUGCAGUACCAGACAAUCAACGACACCCGCGAGGUUGGCGAGCUAAGCGAGGUCAACAUCACCACCCCGUCCAAGUCCAGCUGGCACCUGUCGAACCUCAGCGCCACCACCAAGUACAAGUUCUACGUGAGGGCGUGCACGUCGCAGGGCUGCGGGAAGCCCGUCUCCGAGGAGGGCGCCACCCUGGGAGAGGGCGAAUACGCCGGCUUGUACGAGGACAUCGCCACCCAGGGCUGGUUCAUCGGGCUGAUGGGCGCCAUCGCGGUCCUCACGCUUGUCCUGCUGACCGUCUGCUUUGUGAAGAGGAACAGGGGCGGGAAGUACUCAGUGAAAGACAAGGAAGACCUGCACCCGGACCCGGAAGUUCAGUCGGGGAAAGAUGAGACCUUUGGGGACUACAGUGACAGUGACGAGAAGCCCCUGAAAGGAAGCCUCCGGUCCCUCACGCGGGACCUGCCGGCCACAGAGAGCGCCGACAGCUUGGUCCAGUACGGGGACGGCGACCACGGCCUGUUCAGCGAGGACGGGUCCUUCAUCGGGGCCUACGCCGGGGCCAAGGAGAAGGGGUCCGUGGAGAGCACCGGCAGCUCCACGGCCACGUUCCCGCUGCGGGCGUGA
This is a messenger RNA of Miniopterus natalensis, 3710 nucleotides long. The record is from RefSeq and is a predicted model, not a curated record. NCBI's taxonomy places the organism in Eukaryota, Metazoa, Chordata, Mammalia, Chiroptera, Miniopteridae.